AUGAUACAAGCCGCGAAGAUCCUCGAGCAAAGGAGCCACCUAGUCCCAGGCAAACUCCGUAUCACGGAGCACUUCUUCCAGGUGCCACGUGAUUACUCCAACCCGGCAUCCGGAACUAUUCAGUUGUUCUCAAGAUCAGCUCUGAAAGCGGAGAAGCCAGCAGACUAUCCAUCAGAGUCAUCAAAGGACCCCAAGAAGACUCAGCUCCCAUGGCUUGUGUACCUGCAAGGUGGUCCAGGCUUCGAAUGUCGCAGUCCACAGAGUGUCUCAUGGGUUCCAACUAUUCUCGAUAAGGGCUAUCGGGUCCUGCUCUUGGAUCAACGUGGUACUGGUCUAUCUACCGCUAUCUCGCAAUCCAGUCUGCAGCUGCGCGGCGACGAGAAGGUGCAAGCAGAAUACAUGAAGUCCUUCCGUGCCGACAGCAUCAUCAAAGAUUGCGAAGCUAUCAGGCAAGCGCUCACCGCGGAUUACCCCGAAGACAAGAAGAAGUGGUCGAUUAUGGGCCAGUCAUUUGGUGGCUUUUGCUGUUCUACAUAUCUAUCCUUCUACCCCGAAGGUGUCAAGGAAGCAUUCGUGUUUGGCGGUUUACCACCGCUCCGCAACAAUGCAGAUGAAGUGUACGAGAGGCUGUAUGAACGUGUGAAGCAGCGCAACGAAUCUUACUACGAGAAAUAUCCGGAAGAUGUAGGCCGCGUUCAUCGUAUCAUCAAACUGCUCUCGCGCUUUGGCGACAACACAGUCCGAGUCCAAGGCGGCGAGGGAGCGCUAUCAGCGCGACGAUUCAUGCAGCUUGGUAUUUACUUCGGCAAACACGGAGGCAUUGAUGAGGUACACCAGAUGGUCCUACGCGCCGAUACAGACUUGACUCAGUUCGGACACCUGACAAGACCGACUGUGCUUGCACUCGAGAUGGCACAGUCGUGGGACACGAAUGUCAUCUAUGCUUUGCUUCACGAACCGUUGUACUGCCAGGGCGAAGCCGCCAACUGGAGCGCCGAGCGUCUACUGGAGAAGUAUCCAGAGUUCUCACUCAAGAAUGUUGAGAGCGACAAGCCGGUGUACUUCACUGGUGAAAUGAUCUAUCCAUUCAUGUUUGACGACUAUCCGGAACUUAAGAAACUCAAGACUGUGGGACAAUUGCUUGCUGAAGAAAAGGACUGGCCGAACUUGUACGACGUGGAGCAGCUGAAGAAGAACGAGGUACCUAUGUACGCUGCUGCAUAUGUGGAUGAUAUGUACGUGGACUUUGACCUGAGCAUGGAGACGGCGAGGACGAUCAAGGGAUGUAAACCGUUCGUCACGAACAGCAUGUACCACAACGCUAUUGGUGCAAAGACGGAUGAAGUGCUGAAGGAGCUCUUUGCUCGGAGAGAUGAUGUUAUUGACUAG
Parastagonospora nodorum SN15 is the source of this 1389-nucleotide messenger RNA. RefSeq lists its product as hypothetical. Gene Ontology annotation, biological process: proteolysis. The coding region runs from base 1 to 1389 and encodes 462 amino acids. The record is from RefSeq and is a predicted model, not a curated record. Gene Ontology annotation, molecular function: peptidase activity. Lineage: Eukaryota; Fungi; Ascomycota; Dothideomycetes; Pleosporales; Phaeosphaeriaceae. The transcript has 2 exons.